Cladophialophora carrionii CBS 160.54 is the source of this 3471-nucleotide messenger RNA. RefSeq lists its product as uncharacterized. The record is from RefSeq and is a predicted model, not a curated record. Gene Ontology annotation, biological process: proteasome-mediated ubiquitin-dependent protein catabolic process; DNA repair. The transcript is spliced from 4 exons. Gene Ontology annotation, molecular function: protein binding; nucleic acid binding. Bases 1 to 3471 code for a protein of 1156 amino acids. Gene Ontology annotation, cellular component: site of double-strand break; nucleus. Lineage: Eukaryota; Fungi; Ascomycota; Eurotiomycetes; Chaetothyriales; Herpotrichiellaceae.
AUGUCCUAUGUCGGCGCCGUCCACCCUCCGAGCGGUGUCCGGCUCGCUAUCAAGCUGAACUUUCUCGAACCGGGUGUGGACACUCUCAUUGUCGCGAAAGCGAGCCAACUCCACCUCUACGAGCAAGGACCCGAAGGUCUGACGCUUUUGCACACCAAGACUGUCUAUGGCUACAUUACUAUCCUCGAGAAGAUCCGCCCCGCUGCCUCCAAGACCGACCUCCUCUUUGUCGGCACCGACCGUUACCAGUAUUUCACAUGUUCAUGGAAUGCAAGCACGGCACAACUGCAGACGGAGCAGAGCUAUGUCGAUCUCGCAGAUAAAGUGCUACGCAGCUCACAGGAGGCGGAUAGAUGCCACGUCGAUCCUACGCGGCGCUUCAUGAGCCUCGAAUUGUACGAUGGAGUGGUGUCGGUCCUGCCCUUCGUUCAGCCCUCGAACAAGCGGGCGAGAAGAGAGAGCAAUACCAAGACUCAGGCCGGCGCAUUGGGUGAGCCGGUGCAGGUCAGAGUUGAGGAACUGUUGACACGAUCGUCAGCUUUCCUGGAGACGAGCCCGGACUCCAAAGACAAUCCAAAGCUCGCCAUUCUGUGGGAAGACAACCUGGAGAAUCCCCAAUUGGUGCUGCGGGAACUGAAAUAUCGAGCCGGCGGAGAGCAGGCUUCUGCAGAACUGGAACGAGUGGCCGAGCUGAAAGGCGAUCAGCUCGACAAGGGAGUCAGCCAUCUCAUUCCAGUCUCGGUACCCUACAGCGGCUUUCUCGUGUUAGGCGACCACGCCAUCCGCUAUGUUGACCGCGAUCUCACCAAUGUCAUCACUCAGCCUUUGGAUGACCAGUCCACCAUUUGGACAUGCUGGACCAAGAUCGACGAGCACCGAUGGCUCCUGGCAGACGACUACGGCAAGCUAUUCUUCUUGAUGAUUGAAACCAGCUUUUCCGAGGUUGUAUCGUGGAGGCUCGACCCUGUCGGAGUGGCAUCCAAAGCGUCGUGCUUGGUCUAUCUCGAGGAGGGCUACGUCUUUGUCGGUUCGCAUUCAGGCGACUCGCAGGUGGUCCACAUCGAAGAGGAAGGUGUCCGCAUCGUCCAAACAUUCCCCAACAUCGCGCCCGUUCUCGACUUCACGAUCAUGGAUCUGGGUCGAGGCGCACAGGGUGGUGCCGCUCCGGAGUUCUCGUCUGGACAAGCCAGAAUAGUGGCGGCUUCGGGCGCAUGGCAAGACGGCACCAUUCGAAGUGUUCGUAGCGGCGUCGGCCUGGAAGAGAUUGGCACCAUUGGCGAGAUAGCCCACAUCACCGACCUUUGGGCGGUGAGUUCGACCGGCCAGGGCGACAUCCAAGACACUCUCCUCGUUUCAUUCGUCAAUGAGACGCGGGUAUUCAUGUUCGACCAAGAAGCGUCGGUGGAAGAAGUGGACAGCUUUCACCAUCUCGAGUUGUCACAGCCAACCCUACACGCCGCAAAUCUCCCGGGGCGCAAGCUGAUGCAGGUUUAUGAGACCGGGCUGAGGAUUACGGACCUCGAGUCAAGUAUGCUUACCCUCGAGUGGAAGCCGCGGGACACAGGAGCCAAGUUGACAGCCGCAAGCGCAAACUCGGUGCAUCUGGUGGUCGUCGAAGGCGGUCACACACUGCACGUCUACCACACAGCGACAAACGAUGCCAACCCUGCCAUUUCGAAGACGUUCCAAGCCGACUCGCAGAUCUCGAGUGUGACCGUCCCAGAACCCCAGAGCAACGUAUGUAUUGUGUCAUUUUGGCAGACUGCAUCGCUCGCAAUUCUCGACCUAUGUACCCUCGAAGUGCUCCGGACCGAGUCUCUAGGCACACCUGGGACUGAUAUCCCGAGAUCGGUCUUAGUCGCCAACCUCCUGCCUGACUCUCCGCCGACUUUGUUAGUUGCCAUGGCUGACGGCACGGUCGUCUCGUACUCAUUCGACUCCACCAAGAACACGCUGUCAUGCACGGACAAGGUGCUGCUUGGUACAGAGCCCGUUUUCUUCAAACAGCUACCCAAGGGCAGCCACGCAAACCUUUCGAACAUCUUCGCUUCGUGUGAGCAGCCGUCGUUGAUCUACUCAUCCGAGGGACGAAUCAUCUAUUCAGCAGUCAAUUCCGACAACGCCUCACGUGUCUGCAGUUUCAACUCGGAGGCGUAUCCGGACGCCAUCGCGAUUGCGACUCCCAAUGAGCUGAAGCUGGCUCUCAUCGGCAAGGAGAGGACAGCGCAACUUCAGACCCUGCCGAUCGGCGAGACGGUGCGAUGUCUCACGUAUGCACCCGAUGCCCGCGUUUUCGCCAUGGGAUGCGUCCGUCGGACCAUUGAAGAUGGUGCGGAAGUGUUGUUGAGCUCUAUCAAGCUUGCGGACGAAGUGAGCUUCCGAGAACUGCACUCGAUAGAACUGCAGGACAAGGAACUGGUCGAGUGUAUCAUCACCACCGGCUCUUUCGACAACGAAGACGAUUCACGGGCUUAUGGGGAGAUGUUCGUCGUGGGAACGAGUAUCCUGGAGGAGGCCGAGCAUGGCGAAGACGUUCUGAAGGGACGGAUUCUCAUCUACGAAGCCAACAAGGAGAAGACGCUCAGGGAAGUCACUUCGAUCAAGGUCAAAGGUGCCUGCCGUAGCUUGGCUAUGUGCGAGGGUAAGAUCGUGGCUGGCCUGGUCAAGACGGUCGUCCUGUACGGGCUUGUGCCCUCCUCAAGCCGCGGCGACCACUCGCUCCAACUGCAAAAACUCGCUACCUAUCGCACGUCGACGAAUCCUCUGUCGUUGGCUAUCACGCCUGCCACAUCGACGAGUCCGGCCCUCAUUGCCGUCGCGGACCUCAUGAAGUCCCUGUCCAUCCUGCAAGUCGACACCAAAGAUAAGAAUUCCGCAACAGGCUACAACCUGGUCGAAACAUCCCGUCACUUUGCCACCCUCUGGUCUUCGGCAACCGCGGCCAUCAAGGAAAAUGAAUGGGUCGUCGCAGAUAUGGAAGGCAACCUGAUCACGCUUCGACAGAUUCAAGAUGGAACCGGCCCGCAGGGAUACAAUCGCCGGCUAGAAGUGACGGGAGAGUUCCGCCUCGGGGAGGUGGUCAACAAGAUCGUCGCUCUGUCAACAUCACCCCGGUCGAGAUCGGUCGUUACGCCGCGCGCAUUCGUCGCCACCAUCGAGGGCAGUAUCUACAUGCUCGGCACGAUCAAUCCUCCGUACAUGCACAUCCUCCUGACACUGCAGUCCGUGUUGGCGAACCGGGUGCAAGCUCCGGGAUACAUGCCGUGGAGCAAAUUCCGGGCAUGGAGGACGGAGGUGAGCGAGAAGGAUGAACCGUUUCGUGUCGUCGAUGGAGCGAUGCUAGAGCAGGCUCUGCUCCAGUUAGGGGACGAGGAUUUGGCGGCCUGCUUGAAGGAGGGUGGUCUUGACGCUGAGAAGGUGAGUGUCCAGGAUGUGAGGCGGUGGGGAGAGGAGUUGAAACGAUUGUGUUGA